AAAGUAGUGGUCGAAGUUAGAACUCGGGUUUAGAAUUAGGGCUCCCAGUUCUCUCUAUUCUGAUCGGGCACCGUCACCAUCGCUUUCCAUACUUGCACAAUUCUUGUUAGGGUUUACGCACCUUUAGAGGAAUCGGACCUCAUAUUCUCCGCACCUUUGAGAGGCUCGAGGACCUCGCCACCGCCGUUCAGGUAAGGAUUGUAAUAUACUUGAGUUUCAUGAGAGUGGGGGCUAUAUGGCAAACUAUCCAGGAAAAGGAGCCCCUUCGAAUGGGUCUGUCUAUGUUUGCAACUUGCCGGAGGGGACUGAUGAGAAUAUGCUGGCCGAAUAUUUCGGUACCAUCGGGUUGUUGAAGAAAGACAAGCGAACAGGUCGACCAAAAAUUUGGUUGUACAGAGACAAAGCGACAGAUGAACCAAAGGGAGAUGCUACUGUGACAUAUGAGGAUCCACACGCUGCGUUUGCAGCUGUUGAAUGGUUCAACGACAAGGAGUUUCAUGGUAAUGUGAUCGGGGUUCAUAUAGCAGAGUCGAAAAGAGAUGACCAGACAUAUAACCCUGGGGUUGAUCUAAGCUCUACUGGCGGUGAUCCAAUUUAUGGCGGAGUAGAGGAAAAUGCUGAGGACAUGAAUGGGGGUGGCGGUAAGGGCCGGGGUGAUGUUCCUGGGAAAGCAUGGCAACAAGAUGGAGACUGGACGUGUCCGAAUACAAGUUGUGGCAAUGUCAACUUUGCAUUCCGUGGUGUGUGCAACCGCUGUGGAAGUGCUCGACCAACUGGUGCUUCUGGGGGUGGGGCAGGGGGUGGUGGUCGCGGCAGGGGCCGUGGUGUUGACUCCGGGGGCCGUGGUGCUCCUGUUGGUGCUCCUGCAGGGGGACUCUUUGGUCCAAAUGAUUGGCCUUGUCCAAUGUGUGGCAACAUUAACUGGGCAAAGCGUACAAAAUGCAAUAUAUGCAACACAAAUAAACCUGGGCACAAUGAGGGUGGUGUAAGAGGAGGGCGUGGUGGUGGUUACAAAGAACUUGAUGAAGAAGAACUGGAGGAAAUCAAGCGACGUCGGCGAGAGGCCGAAGAAGAUGAUGGAGAGAUGUAUGAUGAGUUUGGCAACCUGAAGAAAAAAUUUCGAGCUAAAACAUCACAGCAAGCUGACACUGGACGGGCUCUUCCAGGUGCUGGGCGUGCUGGAUGGGAGGUUGAGGAAAUAGGUGUUGUUGAUAGAGAUGGCAGAGAAAGAAAUAGAGAUAGAGGAAGGGAACGUGAUGAUAGAGCAGGCAGCAAGAACAGGGAAAGAGAUGAUAGGGAUAGGCGUCGCAGUCGGAGCAGAGAAAGGGAUAGGGGGAGAGAUCGACCUCGAGAUUAUGAUCGGGAGAAAGAAUAUGGGCGGGAGAGGGACCGGGAUAGGGAUCGGGGCAGGCACCGUUAUUGAAAUUUAUGGAACAGUUCCUAAAGUUUUGUUCAAUCUUUCCUUUGAGACCCUAGCGGUUAAUGUUUCCUCUUUUGGGGGAGGACAUUUGCUUUGAACGUUUUCUUAGCCUCUAGAGCUAGUCCGAUAGGGUUCUGACCAUAUGGGUCUGCUCUUUCUCGUGUUAAGUUUGCGUUGAAUGUUUUCUUGGGCUCUAGAGCUAGUCGGAUAGGGUUCUGACCAUAUGGGUCUGCUUUUUCUCGUGUUAAGUCUUCGAACCGUGAUCUGCAUUUGCAUAUUCGAAUAUUGUUUUACAUUAUGAAUAUUCGCAUUAAUGUAAUCAGUAAUUUUCCGAUAGUUGGUUCUUGAUA
Molecule: messenger RNA, 1770 nt
Organism: Rosa chinensis
Lineage: Eukaryota; Viridiplantae; Streptophyta; Magnoliopsida; Rosales; Rosaceae
Product: transcription initiation factor TFIID subunit 15
Exons: 8
Coding region: 236-1423 (395 amino acids)
Molecular function (GO): RNA binding
Source: RefSeq, a predicted model, not a curated record